This is a messenger RNA of Acaulospora colombiana, 732 nucleotides long. NCBI's taxonomy places the organism in Eukaryota, Fungi, Glomeromycota, Glomeromycetes, Diversisporales, Acaulosporaceae. The record is from the annotation of a GenBank genome assembly.
AUGAAAACAACCUUUUUUUCAGAGUCUUCGGAAUGGUCACUUUUUAAAUUUCUGAAGUUUAGACAGAAUGAAGAUACCUGGACAGCGGAUAAGCAGAAAGAACAUUCUACGUAUAUUACGACCUUACGUAGGAUAGCAGAAAGUGGAUCAAGCAAACAACCUAUAGUAGUUUCUGCUCUGGACACUUUUGAAGUUAAGGGCGAGGCAAAUACUAAAGAAGUGACAGAAUUUUGGGAAGAUAUGGAGAAAGAGCAAAAUGCCAAAAAAUUAAAAAAUAUUCUUAAAGAUUUAGAUGAUGAUUUUGAACCGAUCGAGCAAAUCACAAAAAAAGAAAAACAUGGAACUAGAAGCGGAAGGAAAAUUCCAGAAUAUUGUGAAAUGACCUCCAGUUCAUCUGAAGGAGAUAAUAAUGCAAGUUCCGAUCAUGAACAGCCAAGUAUUGAAGAAGAAAAAACGUCAGCAAUCCGUUCAACCAAAAGGAUGAAGUCAAACGACCAAGAGCAGUCAGUGAACGAGGAUGAACUCCAAAUAUCAUCGGGAUACUCUACACCAUCACCACAGUUAAGACCACCUGAACAGCUCAUACACCAAAAAAUCAUGCCGGUCCAGGACACAACAUUAAACCCAGAAUAUGAAUUAAAAUUCAGAGAGGCAAUCAAGAAAGCAACAAAAAAUCACGUGAAUGUGCCACUGAUUGGCUCUAUACAGAACUUGCAAGUGAUCGAAAUUUGA